AUGAUGUCAUCUGAUGAGGAAGAACCUUUUAUGUCAUCAGGUAGUGAAUAUGUGCCAUCUGAUAGCGAUCAGCCUAGUACUAGCCGAGGAAAAACCAGAAAAAUUAAAAAACAAACGAAAAAACGCAAGAAACUUGAAAAUACUCCUUUGAAUAAUCCGAAUUUGACACCAGUUGUAAACAGGCCUAGUUUACCAGCCAAUGUAAGUACUCCUUGUAGAAAGAAAGGGAAAAAAAGAAUACGAAACGAGGCAUUAUGGCAAAGAAAUAUAAGGAAAGUGAGAAUGGCAAAAGGUGAAGCGUACACUACCGUGAAAAGUGGAAAAUUAUUACCAGAGAGAAAAGUGGGUAAUGAUUGCGGUUGUCGUCGCAAAUGUUUUUCAAAGAUCAGUACCGAAAAAAGAAACCAAGUUUUACAGGACUCUAAUGGCUUAGCUAGUAAGGAAAAGCAAGACCUAUACUUGGGUGGCCUAAUCCGGGUAGACAAGGUGGCAAGAAAAAGAUUGAGAACAGGAACCGGCAAAGCAAAGACUGUGACUUUCCAUUACAAGGUAGGAUAA
This is a messenger RNA of Psylliodes chrysocephalus, 558 nucleotides long. The record is from the annotation of a GenBank genome assembly. Lineage: Eukaryota; Metazoa; Arthropoda; Insecta; Coleoptera; Chrysomelidae.